CUCUGAUCGAUUAGUGAGGCGAUCUUGCCCGAGACAAUUCGGACGGUAAAGAGCACCAUUAACUCGUUCCUGACCCGAAAUCGAGGAGGAAGAGCUUGUCAGGCCCAAAAGAGACGAGCAGAGGUGGCUACGAGGGUAACACUUUGCAGACCCAAACGAUCGCCCCUUUCCAGACCUGAAUGCGCUACCAUCCGUUUCCAAACCCACAAAGCAGCACGUCCUGCCCUUCCCGAGCCCACAGAAAGCGCUGGUGCAGCUUUCCAGACCCAGAAUGGGUACCGACAAUCCAGAGAGGGAGCUGGGAUAGCUUUCCAGCCCAAAAAGCGCAUGACAUCCCUCCGAUCACCAGAAGAGCUUUCCAAACCCACGUGAGGCACCUCCAGACCUUCCCAGACCGUAGAAGGGGCGCCCAACUCCUUUCCAAACCCUCAACAAGCACCAGCAACUCGAUCAAGCCCCCGAACCGGAUCUUCGUCCCCUUCCCAGAUCCUGAAGAAGGGAUACGAAGACUUCCCAGCCCGGAAGUAGAUGCCCGAGCUACGAACACUACGCUGCAAGCCUACCGACCCUUUCCGGACCCUGAGUAGGAGGAGAGAGGAGUGGUCAAGGAGAGGUGAAGUAAGGGCCAAGGGGGGCAGCACGGCCGUAACGCUGACGCGU
Molecule: messenger RNA, 660 nt
Organism: Jaminaea rosea
Lineage: Eukaryota; Fungi; Basidiomycota; Exobasidiomycetes; Microstromatales
Exons: 1
Coding region: 180-587 (135 amino acids)
Source: RefSeq, a predicted model, not a curated record